AUGGCAGUGUGCGCUGGCUUUCCCCUGCGGGGGCCUGGCGACCCCGCCGCCGGGGAUUGGCUGCUGGCCGCGCAGCUGGUGCAGCCCGAGGAGAAGGACCGCAUCGGCCAGUUUGUCUUUGCUCGCGAUGCCAAAGCCGCCUUGGCUGGUCGCCUGCUGAUGCGGAAAUUAAUUGCAGAAAAGAUGUGCAUACCUUGGAAUGAAGUACGCUUGCAAAGGACAUCGAAAGGAAAACCUUUCCUGGCCAAUACCGUAGUCAGUAUCAAUUCGAAUUACAACUUCAAUAUCUCUCAUCAAGGAGAUUAUGCAGUCCUUGCAGCUGAGCCUGAGCUUCAAGUGGGCAUUGAUAUAAUGAAGACUAAUUUACCAGGUAGUAGCUCAGUUCCAAAUUUCUUUCACAUCAUGAAGCGACAGUUUACUGAGACAGAGUGGGAUGUAAUCAAGUCUAUGAGUAAUGAAUGGAUGCAGCUGGAUAUGUUUUAUCGGCACUGGGCCUUAAAGGAAAGCUUCUUAAAGGCUGUUGGAGUUGGAAUUGGCUUUAACUUGCAAAGAAUUGAGUUUAAUGUAUCCCCAUUGCAGCUGGAAGUAGGGCAGGUGUAUAAGGAGACAAAAAUGCUUCUGGAUGGAGAAAAAGAAGAGGAGUGGACAUUUGAGGAAACCCGGUUCGAUGACCAUCAUCAUGUUGCGGUGGCACUCGGGAAACAGACGGGAUUUCUGCAAAAGGACUCUGAUGUACGUUCCAUGGAGCCUAACCCACCACAGUUUACAUUACUGACUUUUGAAGAUUUAGUUGCAUCUGGUAUUCCAGUUGCACCUGAGGAUUCUGCAUAUUGGGACAACUUUUGUUCAAAGCAGGAGAGUCCAGUGCACCAGAGUUCACAUUCAAGAGAAAAAUGCUUAUAAGAAAAAGAAAAUUGUUGAAGAUUUUGUACUGUUAUUCUGCAUAAUUCCAAAGUUCUCUGCCAUUUUAGAAAUACUGGUCCAGCACAGCUCCAGCUUCCCGCAUUAGUUCAAGUUCUUGGCCCAGUCCAGUGCAGGUGAGCUGACCUUUGCUGUCUCCCAUCAUUCUUCUGCAAGAAGUGUCCCAGUUACAUCUAGAAGCCUUCAGGCCUUUAUGUUCUCCAGAGCUCCAUUCCUUCAUCUGUUUUGUUUUCUAGGUACUGUCCUUGGCAUGACCAUACUACAUACCUGGGUCCUAGAGGGUAAGAAGCUGCAAAAUCACAAGCUCUGCACUACAUGAGCCUUUUCCAGCAGGGUCUUGGCUAGGUAGUCUUUUUCACUGUGGAACAGGAUUGCCCAACCUUCCUGUUUCUCAAAGUAGAGAUUUAGAUCACAUCUGCUGGCCUAGGCUGUGUAUCAACACAGUGUUUUCUGAGAAGUACUUGUUAAUGGUCUCUGAUCUAAAAAUAGUUUUAAAAGUUUUGGUCUUCAGUGAAAAAAUUGUCCAAAGGGAAUAAAUGUGGUUUAGUUUGGACCCUGAGACUAGCUCAGUCUGGUUAGAACAUGGUGCUAAUAACACCAUGGUUGUGGGUUCAGGCCCUGUACAGGCCAUUCUCUCUGUGAUCCUGGUGGGUCCCUUCCAACUGAGAAUAUUGUGUGCCUCUGUGAUUAUAUUACCGUGCUCAAACCCUUUUGUAUCUUGCAUCAAAAUCGUCAGAGUGGAUUAGGAACUUCAGGGGGCAUAACUGUGUUCAAGACAAUUUGCAGUUAUGUGACAAGAGACUGGUGCCAUUUGAUAUGAAAAUCUGUAACUUUGAAAAGUGGAUCAUGAGAAUUCACUCCUAGCCUUUUACAGAAUCUGUAAACUUACACGAGAUGCAUAUUGUUACUAUCUUAUGGGAUCAAAUGCACUGAUGUGCUAUCUUAGACAAGAAAUCAUAGAUGCUGCAACAGAAGUAGUGUAUAUAUGAUUGUAAUAUACAUAUUUUUGGUAAAAUCCAGGCAACAGCUCAACUUUAAACAACCAUCUUGACCCGAGACACUGCAAUAAAGCAAUGAUUGGCAAAGAAGAUAGAAAGGAAAAGAUAGUUAUACAAGUCAACAGACUGCCUCUUUGUUGGAGCUUUACAAGAUUAUGGUACUGCAUUUUACAAAGAAGAUAAGUGGUUCUUGGUUCAGAAUUGAUACAACCAAGUCUAAAAGAGCCUGUCCUCCUUAACUGCUGGCUAAUUCUGCAGAUGUCUAGACAUCCUGGUAUGUACUUCAUUAUCCUCCAGAAUACAGAUAGUUUGGCUUGCUCCACUCUGUAUAGAAAACAAAAGCAUGAAAAUAAAUUCUCAAGAGAGAAAACAA
This is a messenger RNA of Manacus vitellinus (golden-collared manakin), 2292 nucleotides long. It is a transcript of the gene AASDHPPT, whose product is annotated as aminoadipate-semialdehyde dehydrogenase-phosphopantetheinyl transferase. Gene Ontology annotation, molecular function: magnesium ion binding; holo-[acyl-carrier-protein] synthase activity. The transcript has 7 exons. The record is from RefSeq and is a predicted model, not a curated record. The coding region runs from base 1 to 903 and encodes 300 amino acids. Gene Ontology annotation, cellular component: cytosol. NCBI's taxonomy places the organism in Eukaryota, Metazoa, Chordata, Aves, Passeriformes, Pipridae.